AUGUUAAAGGCAUACCAGCCGCGGACGGCAGUGGUCCCAGGGAUGUCCGUUAUGGACGCCUACGCUCAAGUUGCCCAAAUGCAGAUGGCAGCAGCCGCUGCUGCUUUGGCCGGCGCACCCAACGUUCAAUCUGCACCCCAUAUGGCCCGAAAACGAACCAGCAGCGAUGGGAACGCCACGGCAAUGCAGAUGCCAUAUGGAGCAUCUCCGUAUUUGUGGACAACUCAAAUGUAUGAUCCGAUGACUACAGCAAUCGCUGCAGACCCCGGCGCUGUUGCGGCCCAUUUCCAGGCCCAACAGGCUGCGGCGGCCGCACAGUACAUGUAUGCACCGAUGAUAAUGCCGGGGAUGAACAUACCACAUGGAGCGAUCUCUGAACAGCAUGUGAACGGAGAGCAUUCGUAUCUUCAUCAUGGCGAAGCCCCGCUUUCUCCGCAUAAAAAGGCCAAAACGGGAGGCAAAGCAUUUUCUAAGGACGCAAACAAUGCAAACGGAUCCGGUCAAAAUGGCCGAGGCAAAUAUUCUCUGCGGCAAAGACUGAAGUUAAGGGUUCAGCAACGAGAAGAAUUAGAAGGUCUUUUGAAACAAGGAGGCAGAAGCAGGUCUCCUAAGAACAGUCCCAUGUCGGCAGAUGGCAGGCAUCCUCAUGGAGGCCACAAUGAUUUGUCACUCACUCCCGAAAACCGUGCGGCUCUUCGCACCAACAUCCAGAAACGGCUAAAGCUUCGUAUGCUUGUGAAAGGCACCUUGUCCCCGGAAGAAGCGAAUCUUUCACCAGAAGACAUACAAGAGAUUAGUUCACAAAUACCCCUCCCAGGGUCUUUCGACCCAGUUGUCGCUGCUGCAUCCGUUCAACAACAUCAACAGCACCGGCAGCAGCAACAGCAACAGCAACAGCAGCAACAACAGCAUCAACUCGCUCAGCUGCAGAUGUUGCAACAAUCUGCCAUGUAUGCGCAGGGCAUGAUGCCCUACACGGUCCCAUACGGUUAUCAAGUUGUCUAUCCUUAUAGCGGAAUGCCAAUGCCACUCCCGGCAAUGCAAAAUCAGAUGAGUGAAGGUCAAGUACCUAUGGGUCAUAUGCAAAUCUAUGCCCACCAUCAAGAACAACAUCAUUCGAUACAGAAUGACCAGCCUAAUUCACACGAAAACUCCAGCUCAGCGCCGACUCAUUCCCAAGAGGCGUCCCCAGAUCACCCUCACUCUCUAAGUCAAGAUGUCACCAUGACUGACGCCCCGCAAGACCACGAUCAGGAUACCACAGUUGUCCCAGCAUAUUACCCAACUGCCGAUCGUCGGUUCUCGUGGACGCUGCCGUUUCCGGGUGAUACUCGACGGUUCUCAUUUUCUCUGCUUUCCAACCAACUUUUCCCUUUCCCUUCUCACGGUUUUGUCAUCUCUCCUUCCAAUUUUGAAGAAGAAAAGCAGGAGGGUGAGCGAGCACCCGCUGGCCGAGGCGAACAAGAAAACGACCAACGAAUAUCCGACUCGGCGGACGCUGGUACACCACUCAAUAUGCCAACGCUUACCCUACCCGCAAACGCUGCAUCACCUACCAUUUCACCCACCUCUCCACCACCCUCUUCGUCACCCGUUCACUCUCCGACCAAUGUCGACAGCAAUAACAAUGCUGGCCACCAGAAACCGAAUUCACCAAAACCAAAUGACACAGAUUUUUCAAAGUCCAAGGGUACAAGCCCUCAGGCGGCAGAACCUCUUGUUUCACCGGCGCCGGCAGGUCCGUUCGUCGGUGCUCCAGCGUGGUGGGGCUGGCAGUCGUUCACCUUACCAGCAGAUGCCUUGUUGCCGAAUGGACCACCAGAGUGAGGAUUUUGUAGGUCGGCCAUUAAGCGAUGAUGAUAAUCGAGAAAAUUCUGAGUGCGGGAAAUGCAAUAAACUCUUUAUCUUGUUAAGUAGUGUACGGCCUGCUGCAGGUCCUUUUCUGAUGUUUGUUGUUGGGAAGAGCUUAGUUGUAAUCAAUGUUCAUGUUAUUCCUCAUAUGUGCGGGUUCUGAGGAGGUUUUUUGGCUCCAUUUCUAAUAUGUAGCAUUAUUCUACCGGGGAAAAAUUACAGAAUAUACGCAUGAGGUAAUUAAGAUAAACAUAUAAAUAGGAGAUCUACAGUAAUAUUGAUCUUGAAAUCGC
This is a messenger RNA of Spizellomyces punctatus DAOM BR117, 2144 nucleotides long. RefSeq lists its product as uncharacterized. The record is from RefSeq and is a predicted model, not a curated record. The transcript has a single exon. Bases 1 to 1827 code for a protein of 608 amino acids. NCBI's taxonomy places the organism in Eukaryota, Fungi, Chytridiomycota, Chytridiomycetes, Spizellomycetales, Spizellomycetaceae.